Neurospora crassa OR74A is the source of this 1733-nucleotide messenger RNA. RefSeq lists its product as hypothetical. The record is from RefSeq and is a predicted model, not a curated record. Gene Ontology annotation, cellular component: mitochondrial inner membrane; mitochondrion. NCBI's taxonomy places the organism in Eukaryota, Fungi, Ascomycota, Sordariomycetes, Sordariales, Sordariaceae. Gene Ontology annotation, biological process: protein insertion into mitochondrial inner membrane from matrix. The transcript has 2 exons. Bases 556 to 1482 code for a protein of 308 amino acids.
GGGCGUGCAACGCUUUUUUGGGGAAGGGGGGGAGGGGAGGGGGGGCCAGUGUCUCAAUUCUCCAAUAACGGCCCGUCGAACCGAGAUCCGUCGUGGGAAAUUUUGAGCGGCCCCGACCCCGUUCGACCCCGUCCGCACGGCACGUCUAUAGGUACCUCGACCGCCGUGAGUUGUGGAGGCUGUAGGUACGUUUUGUUGGUGGUUUCCAUUUUCCCAGCGCUUGCCAGGUCCGUCGCGCGUAACAAGCUGCCGAACAGCCAGGGAAUCCGAAGCUCAACUCGUUCUCUGAGUCCAGCUUCGAGCUCCGCUCCUCCCGGCCGUCCUCCGAGCCGCCGCCCACCCCCCCAUCACCGACCGGCCGGAACUGACCACUGGUACACCCCGUUACAGACGAACGACAGCAGCGGCCCCCAGCGCAAAGCAUAUUCUACGGCUUGACGGCACACGGAAAGUUAGUUGUUGCGUGGGUAUACAUACACCAUACCUCGAACCAUACCGAAGGACAGGGUUGCGACGAGCCAAGGUCGGCUGUGAGGGAAACAAAUAGCUUUCGCGAUGCUGGCGGUAACAAAGCUGGGCUUGCGCGCCCGCUUGCCAGGCUCGCUGGCGACGACGACGACGACAACCUCGCCAGUCAUGGCCGUGGGUCGGGCUCUCUUCUCUACUUCAGAGAACAGGGCAGCCGCCAACAGAAGAACUCAAGCGGCUAUUCGCAAGCAUACCGGCAAUGCCGUGAGGCAAACCGGCAAGCAACCGGCGCCGAGUUUAGAGAGGGCUAAGCUGGACCCUUCCAAGGCGCCCACCUUUGUUCUCCCAGAAACCUUUGUCAUUCCUCCCUUGUCACGCUUCCCGAAACAGUUCAAGCCGCUCAUGUCCUACCUCUGGGGCAUCAUCCGUGUCAAGUCGUUGGACUUUUUACUGGCCAGACAAUAUCGGUUCUCGUCCAUGCCUGGCUGGAGACAGAAGCCGCUACUUUCGCUCAAGAAGGCGCCUUUGAUCGCACAGACCAAGGCCCUGCACCGACAGAUGAACGAGGCCAUCGCCUCGGGCGACGCGGAAAUGCUAGAGAAGAUUGUCGACUCGUACUUGUACGUGCCGUUGGCGGUUAACAUCGAGCAGAGGCCCAAGGGCCGCACCUGCACAUGGGAGCUAGUGCGCUACAACAAGGAGCCGCGCAUCGUCUCCCACAAGAUCUUCCCUCUGCAGGGAACCAAGGAUAAGCUGUUGUGGCAGGUCACCGUGUCCAUUGCCAGCCGUCAGCGCGUGGUCGAGCACGAGAGGGGUAGGGUCGUGCCCGGUAGUGAGAAGGAGCUGGAUCUGGUCGAGAACGUGGUGAUCGGAACCAUGAUCAGCAACGAGACGUGGGCAACGCAAAAUGCGUGGAAAAUUAUCUCUACCGUUCAGCCCAUGACGCCAGAGAAGUGGGAGCGGGAGCAGGAGACGGUCAAGCUGCUGGCUGAGGCGGGUGCCGGGUCGAGCUAGUUAGAGAAGACAUACCCUGGAGAGUUUCAUAUUGUGAGAGGCGUUCGGUGUCGGUUACUGUGUAGUGAUGAGUAGGGACAGCCUACAGUUGUACGAUUACACAACGGUCUAGAGAAAACCAAAAUGUACAUUAAGCUUCUAAAGUCCAACGGGCACCAAAAUCUAGCGGGCGGCUUACAUGAACAAGACAGCAGCGGUCCUCCGAGCUAAAGACGUUGGGACCAGAUAUCAUGCUUGAAGCAGCCAUGACA